AUGGCGGAUUCGAGUGCCGAGCCGGCGGCCGGUAGUAGUUCUCCGGCCUCUGGGGGUUCCGGUGAGAGCGUUAACAAGAUUCAGCCGAUCCGGAUGCCAACCGUCGAGGAGAUCCGAGCCCAAGAGGUUUGGAACAACUGCGCCUUUAAAAGUGUUAUGAGUGGAGCCAUGGGAGGAGGGCUUGGGCUAAUGAUGGGUUUGUUCUUGGGAGCACUGGAUAAUCCUAUAAUGCACGAUACGAUGACUGCUAGGCAGCAGUUUGUGUUCACUGCAAAACAAAUGGGGCAAAGGAGUUGGAGUUCUUGCAAGACAUUUGCGGUUAUGGGUUUGAUUUUCUCAGCAGCUGAAUGCGUUGUCGAGAAGGCAAGAGCGAAGCAUGAUGUAACAAACACAGCUAUUGCUGGUUGUGUGACCGGUGGUGGAUUGGCUGUCCGAGGUGGGCCAAGAGCUACGUGUAUUGGUUGCGCUGCCUUUGGAGCUUUCUCUGUUGCCAUAGAGAAGAUCUUUGAUAGGGAUACAUAA
Thlaspi arvense is the source of this 522-nucleotide messenger RNA. NCBI's taxonomy places the organism in Eukaryota, Viridiplantae, Streptophyta, Magnoliopsida, Brassicales, Brassicaceae. The record is from the annotation of a GenBank genome assembly.